This is a messenger RNA of Scophthalmus maximus (turbot), 6201 nucleotides long. It is a transcript of the gene asic4a, whose product is annotated as acid-sensing (proton-gated) ion channel family member 4a. NCBI's taxonomy places the organism in Eukaryota, Metazoa, Chordata, Actinopteri, Pleuronectiformes, Scophthalmidae. Bases 482 to 2119 code for a protein of 545 amino acids. Gene Ontology annotation, cellular component: membrane. The record is from RefSeq and is a predicted model, not a curated record. The transcript has 10 exons. Gene Ontology annotation, molecular function: ligand-gated sodium channel activity. Gene Ontology annotation, biological process: sodium ion transmembrane transport.
AUCACACUGUUACCUCCUCAUGAAUUAUUAAGCACCCUGUGCCGAUUUUAGCCCAACUCCGAAUGCUGCAUUUUUUUUUUCUCCCUUCCUGCGGGGUCUGAGGCAGUGUGGAAGGUCGGGCUCUUUCCUUUUUUGACAGCUGUAUUACUGCUGAUAAGCGAGACUGCGUGAGCCGAUCAAGAAGUGAGACAAGCGUUCGGAGCGGGAGCGGCACGGCAUCAGCGGCAUCAGCAGCGCUCCAGUCACAAGGAGCCGUGGCGGCAGAAGCAGCAGCAGCAGCAGCAGCAGCAGCAGCACUAUCAGUCAGAGCACAGGCAGCAGCGGCAGCGGCAGCAGCAACAAACUCUCUCCUGUCUCCGUCUCCUCUUUUGUGGAGUUCUUUCCUGCUCGGAGGACGAAAGCCAAAAGGAAGUGGGAGGGAAGUGAUCCGGGGCUGACAGCUGCCAUCAAAAUAAAACCAAACGCAGACCUGGCUGCCCCCAUGCCUAUCGAAUUUGUUUGCAAAAUCAAAUUUGCAGAGGAGGAUGAGAAGCAGAAGGGCAAGCAGGAUGGGGACAAGGAGAGCCUGAUCGAGGAGAGCUGCACGCCUCCGGCCAAGGACCUGGCCGGGUUCGCUAACUCCUGCUCCCUCCAUGGGAUUAACCACAUCUUCGUCUCUGGCCGCCUGGGCAUCCGGCAGACUCUGUGGGCUCUUGCCUUUUUGACUUCCCUGGCGCUGUUUCUGUACCAGGCGGCCAAGUGUGCCAUCUCUUACCUGGAGCACCCCCACGUCACCUCUCUGAAUGAGGAGGCCAGCCCCGAGAUGGUUUUCCCCGCCGUGACCAUCUGCAACAUCAACCGCUUCCGCUUCUCCGCGCUCACUGACGCCGACAUCUACCACCUGGCGAACUUGACGGGUCUGCCCCCCAAAAACAGGGACGGGCACAAGCCCACCGAUUUAAUGUAUCCCGCCCCCGACAUGCAGGACAUCUUCAACCGGACGGGACAUCAGUUGGACGAGAUGCUCAUGAGCUGCAAUUUCAGCGGACAGAACUGCUCGGCCGAGGACUUCUCUGUGGUUUACACCAGAUAUGGGAAAUGCUACACUUUCAACGGCAACAAGACCACAUCCAGGAAAUCCAAGCAGGGUGGAAUGGGAAAUGGCCUGGAGAUCAUGCUGGAUAUACAGCAGGAUGAGUAUCUGCCCAUCUGGAGAGAGACAAAUGAGACGUCCCUGGAGGCCGGCAUCCGUGUUCAGAUCCACAGUCAAGACGAGCCUCCCUACAUCCACCAGCUGGGCUUCGGUGUCUCUCCGGGCUUCCAGACCUUUGUUUCAUGUCAGGAGCAGAGGCUGACCUACCUGCCCCAGCCCUGGGGAAACUGCCGCUCCACCAGCAAAGAGAAGAUCCCGGGAUACGACACCUACAGCAUCAGCGCCUGUCGUCUGCUCUGCGAGACCAACGAGGUGAUGCGAGUGUGCAACUGCAGGAUGGUGCACAUGCCUGGAACUGCAGAUAUCUGCCCCCCCAGUAAAAUCAACUGUGUCGACAAAGCGCUCGCACAGCAACAGAAGAACAGCGGGGACACCUGUCCGUGCGAGACGCCCUGUAAUCUCACCCGCUACGGCAAAGAGCUCUCCAUGGUUAAAAUCCCCAGCAAGGGCUCGGCUCGCUAUCUCUCCAGGAAAUACGACAAGUCCGAGGACUACAUCAGAGACAACUUCCUGGUCUUGGAUAUCUUCUUCGAAGCCCUGAACUAUGAAACGAUUGAGCAAAAGAAAGCCUACGACGUUGCGGGUUUAUUAGGGGACAUCGGUGGACAGAUGGGCUUAUUCAUCGGCGCCAGCAUCCUGACAAUCUUGGAAAUACUGGAUUAUAUGUAUGAGGGGAUCAAGCGCCGGCUACAACGUCUGCUCCGGCCACAGAAGAAGGAGGAGAAGAAGAACAAGCCGCCGACCAGCACCGUUGCAACAGUGGGUCUGGAGGAGAUGAAGGCAAAGGAGCCUCAUGACGUGACACGGAAUCACCCGGAGGGGGCGUACGCCAACACGCUGCUCCCCAACCACCACCACCCUCCUCACCCUCACCCCCACCACCACCGCACGGGACCCCACGGGGUGUUUGAGGACUUCGCUUGCUAGAGCCGACCACCGUUCCCAGUCCCGGUGACAGCAAAAGAUACGAGCCGUCUGCGUGCGACAUUGAUCGCAGGCCCCUUGGCAUUUUUCCGUCAUUCCUUUGCCGUCACCAGUGACGAGCUACAGCCAAAGUCAGACACCAAAGCUGUGCUUGUGCUAACAAACCACCUGUGUGUGCAGUAUGUACAGUAGGCACCAACUGGACACAGCUUUUUCUCUUCUCUCUCUCUCUCUCUCUCUCUCUCUCUCUCUCUGGGUGGGACCCCCCCACCCCCCCCUCUCGCGUGAGAAGUCGGGCAAUUUGUGAUUUCAGGACCACGCUUUGGUGCGUGAUCACGUCAAGGGAACAAGUGGAGGACCGCAUGUCACCUUGAUCCUACAUGAUUUAUUUAUUAAGCCAGCAUCUCUUUAUUUUCCCGUCUGUCUGUGUCCCUCUGUUUAUCUCUUCUCAAACUGUUCCCCACCAUUUUAUGGAGAGAAAACAAAAACAACGCACUUGUAUCAUAUCCGUCCCUUUCACAUUAUAAAUGAUGUAAUUAUUUAAAGAGAUACUAUUAUCCAUAUGUUCUAUAUUGUAUACAAGAUGAGAGUACUUGAGCAAGCAAAAUCCUAUUCGUGCUACAUCCAUCCGAAGUACGAGGGAGGGAAAUAUUUACGCCGAAUUGUACGACCUUGGCCUAGUAAGUGCUAGAUACAUCUUUCCACAUGUUACACACUGUCCGCUCGUGGUCGGGGUGUUAGAGAGUAGCACUGUACUUGUACAUAAAGUCCGACUUUAAAACGAGAGAGUUCAAAAAAGUUCUGUUUUAAUGGUUGUUGUUUACAUUUCAGUCAAUAUAUAACUUAGGUAAUAUUCAUUUUAGUUAUUUAUACAUUUUAGAAAAUACUUUUUUAUAUGAUGAUAGAAAUCACGAUUGUAGCAAAUGCUGUACACUUACAAUCUGCAGAUAUGUUAGACUGCCACGCAUCAACAUACAUUUGCUGGGGUUAAAAAAAAAAGAAGAAAAAAAAAGGAAUUGUGACUAAUAUACACAUCAUCUCCUUUUAUAUGUUCUAUUUGGUUGUCACCGAAACGUUUUCCAAGACAACGUACGAGUCCUCCGCAUAUGGAUGAGGACCGGAUGAUAGUUUCGUUCGUGACACGGUUGUACUUAAAUUAUUCUUUCUUGAUUCGACUCCAUGCCGCCCACCGUCCACUCUUCACUUUGGUUAGCGUCAUAACUUUAAGCUGACUUAAGCAAUAAGAGACAGAAUUACAUUUUAUUUUUUUUUGCCAAGUCAUCUCCCUUUCAGCUGUGGGCCAGAACCGCUGUAAACGUGUAGCAGCUAUUUACAGUGUAAACUUGGCAUCUGUGUGUGUGCGUGUGUGUGUGUGUGUGUGUGUGUGUGUGUGUGUGUGUGUGUGUGUGUGUGUGUGUGUGUGUGUGUGUUUGCAUGUGCACUUUAACAUUUUGCACACACGACUGAGCACAUUAGAUUGAGUGACUCCGUGAUAAAAAAGAAGGGGGGCUGUAGAAUCAGAGCUGUUAGAAAGGAAGAAGGAGGCUUGCAGAGUUUUAUUGCAGUGGUGAGGUUUUUCUUUCUAAUAAAUCCUGGCCCACGUGACGCAGAGACGAGCGUUAUGUAAAUGUUGUCCUGCGGGCGAAAAUAGCCUUAUUGGUUUACUUAAACCUAAAAAGGGGUGAGACGAGGACGCCGCAAGUUUCAAGAGCACAAGUUCGCAAAGUGUGAAUACAAAUAGAAACCUCACACUUUACUCGGUCAUUAUAUUUGCUUUCAUGAUGAAAGGUCAGCUGGCUGCUUAGCAGCCGUUUUCCGCAGCACGGAUUUCAUCCCCUCUAACAUCGGCAUUCACAUAACUACACCGCGUGGGAGCUCGUGGCGAUUUGGUUCAGGGGUUGUUUUUUUUCAUCGCGUGAAUCUUCGCAAAUGCGAAUUUACUCUGUUAAAAAGCCGACAGCAGGAGCAAGGGUAAACACAUAAACCAUGUCCUUUUUAAUGGAAUCGCAAAAUGUCUGUGAGAAAAAGGAUGAUAGUUGAAGAAGCGGCUCAGAUGUCGACAUCAGGACCAGCACAAGCUGGGUCAGUGGCCCGAGAAUGUCGCAGAGCGCUUUUCGAACCAUGUCAUGGUUUUGCACUUGUCCCGCUCCAUACGGCCGCAGGAGGAGAACGGCAGUUGCUGUCCUAUAUACCCGAGACAAACCCUCAAGGUGCUCAGAGCGUCACCGCCGGCCCGGGGCAAGGCUGGAAUUGAGGAACAGGAACAGGAACAGCAUGACGUGUUUUGCUGUGCUCAGGCAGUGGAAAUGGCUGCACGGUGGCCUACCCCAGUGGCAAUUGGCCAGUGCUGCAGCUGUAAGACGAGCCGAACAAAUACCCCGACGCAGCCUGACCUGUAUUUACGUAGGCAGCGCGACUUAACCGUGCUCCGUAAAGCAGAUUCCUCUUCUCACACCCUUCGGCCUCCAUCGCCGGGCUUCGGUCCUAAAGUUACUUUCGCUACGACCGGACUUUCCUUUUCUCUUGCAAUCGCAAAUGUACGCUCAGUUGGGUGCAUGACCUCUGACCAGCCACGAGAGAGGAGUUUGGCGAACGCUGCCCUGCGAAAUGUUGAAAAUGUUGCUCUGUUGGUACGUCUGUUGUUUCGCCACUCAUUUAUAUAGUUUGACUUUGUUGGGCUAAGUGCUGCAUAGCUGCUGACUCGGCCUGAGUCCCAUUCAUUUGUCACAUGAGACUGCGGGUGCUAAACGACAAGACAAAUGCCUUUUACCUCGGUUGAGACCUUCACAGCAUGCGGGCAGCUAAUUUGCCGUGGUGCUGCUGUUUUGGGCCCGAAUGUGUGAAAACCGACGUCAGAUGUCUGUCGUGGUGCGUGAGUCACAAAAAUGUGGCGGACUUCAAAAAUUUCAAACGAGCGGAUUAAAAAGUGGCAGACAGCCCCGCUCCUGACGGAUUCGUGAAAUGCUUCAUAUCACAGGAUAUCAUGUUUACAAAUUACAAUUUAAUUAUGUUUCCGUUAAUUGGACUUCUGCUUCAGCGGCGUCGGCGCAGGACGUUUUUCGCUCACAGCCAGAUUCCGCAGUCCUCCAUCUGUCGAAUCCCUUCCUCCUAUCAAGUAAUCAUGGGCUACACAUGGCUGUUUAAUAUUCAUAAUCAUGUGUCACUUUGACAUUUUCAAAAGGUUCCCAAUCACGGUCUCUGAUGGCAUCCUGUACAGGCUAUGCAUAACAAUCUUCUCCCCUGUCAUCAAUAAUUGUAGCUAUCCUCAGACAAGUCGCACAGGGGCCCGGUGUGUUGAGAUGAAUACCAGGCUGAAUUAUCACUGUAGGGUUGUGUUUGAACGGCGCAGCCCUGGAGGAUUUUUUUUCUUUUUAAUGCUCAAGGUGCCACGUCUAUGUGCACUGUAAAACGGGGCCAGGUUAAUUCUGUAUCCAAAAGCAUUUAAUAGCACAUUAGAGUUGGUGGGACGACAGCGGAGUGUGUGUGAGGCGCCACAGGCCUGAGCGCUGGGCAGCGGCUCUGUGCUGUAGCAGACGGGACAGUUUCCCUGCUUGAUAACAUGUAGCUCGCAUUCCUGAGAUUCCUCGAGCCUCUGCUCUAAUUUCCCUUCUCGCACAGCUCUUUAAGGCCUCCUUUUCUUUUUUGUUAUGGCUCUGUGACAUUCAGCCCGUGUGCGCUUAUUGCAUCAUCCAUAAAAAAAAGAAAUCUAUUGAAUGCAACCAGCCACCGACGAUAUGUUUUGAAUAUGUGCUCUUUUGUCCUUACUUCUUAUUUAUUUUUCUCCAGCUGAAUAUGUUUUGGCUGAGCCCUGAGAGGUCAACUGAGAAGAGAGAAAUAGAGAGUGCAGGGGUGAUGCAAGCAGCUGUCAGGAAUUCACAAGGAGGAAUCUCAUCCCCAUAUCUGACCGAAAUGGAAAUGGACCAUCACUGCAGUAACAAGGAGAGCUUACUUUUUUGUACAGAAGUGUGAAUCUUGUGAUUAUUUCCUCUGUUAGGACACAUUUUAUAAAUGUUAAAUAUGGUAAAUACAAUGACUAUUAAAGUUUAGAUAAAAACCAGUGCUUUCUAUAUCCAGAGCCUAGUUCA